Molecule: messenger RNA, 2000 nt
Organism: Pipra filicauda (Wire-tailed manakin)
Lineage: Eukaryota; Metazoa; Chordata; Aves; Passeriformes; Pipridae
Gene: CPLANE2
Product: ciliogenesis and planar polarity effector 2
Exons: 5
Coding region: 1127-1915 (262 amino acids)
Molecular function (GO): GTP binding; GTPase activity
Source: RefSeq, a predicted model, not a curated record
GGGACCCCCUGGGAGGGUGGUGGGACCCCCGAGGGGGGUUUGGAGACCCGGGGGGGACUUCUGUGACCCCGUGGGCGGUUUUAGAGACCCCAAAGGAACUUUUAGGUACCCCAUGGGAGGAUUUUAGGGACCCCCUGGGGGGUUAGAGACCCUGUGGAGGGUUUUAGGGACCCCCUGGGGGGUUUAGGGACCCUGUGGAGGGUUUUAGGGACCCCCUGGGGGGGUUAGGGACCCUAUGGAGGAUUUUAGGGACCCCCUGGAGGGUUAGAGACCCUGUGGAGGGUUUUAGGGACCCCACAGGUGGUUUAGGAACCCCAUAGGAGGUUUUAGGGACCCCAAGGGAAUUUUUAGGGACCCCAUGGCAGGAUGCAGAGACCUCAGAGGGGGGUGCGAGGACCUCACGGGUGGUUUCAGGGACCCCCGGGGGGGUUUAGGGACCCCAAGGGAAUUUUAGGGGCCCCAAGGGGGGUUCAGGGACCCCACAGGUGGUUUUAGCGACCCCAUGGGGGGUUUUAGGGACCCCAAGAGAAUUUUUAGGGGCCCCAUGGCAGGAUGCAGAGACCUCAGAGGGGGGUGCAGGGAUCCCACAGGGAGUUUAGGGACCCUAUGGGAAGAUGGUGGGAUCCCAGAGGGGAAUUUAGGGACCCCCUGGGCGGUUUUAGGGACCCCAAAGGAACUUUUAGGUACCCCAUGGGAGGAUGCUGGGACCCUAUGGGCGUUUUAGGGACCCCCUGGGCAGUUUUAGGGACCCCAUGGGGGGCUUUAGGGACCCCAGGAGAAUUAUUAGGGAUCCCAUAGCAGGAUGCAGAGACCUCAGAGGGGGGUGCAGGGACCCCACGGGCGCUUUUAGGGACCCCACAGGGGGUUUAGGGACCCCAUGGGAGCAUGGUGGGAUCCCAGAGGGGAAUUUAGGGACCCCCUGGGCGGACUUAGGGGCCCCAUGGGGGGAUUCAGGGACCCCAUGGGUGGUUUUAGGGACCCCGAGGGAAUUUUUAGGGCCUCCCUGGGCUGACCCAGAGCCCCCGGGGGGGUCAGAGGGGCCCCCCCGCCCCCCCAGAGCCGCGGGGUGCAGUGACCCCCGGGGGACGGGGGGUCCCCUCCGUGUCCCGCAGGCGCGGGGGGUCCCAUGGCAGAGCGGGAUUCCCAGGAUCCGCAGGAUUCCCAGGAUCCGCGGGAUUCCCCGCUGGAGCGGGGCUGGCUCCUGUCGCCCCCCGGCCGCCCCUACCUGGAGUCGCUGCUGCAGCGGAACCGGCGGCGGGUGUUCGGGCUGCUGGAGCGGCCGGCGCUGCCGCCCCCCCUGGCCGUGCCCACCCUGCCCUACAAACUGUUCCUGGUGGGAAGAAGCGGCGUCGGGAAAAGCGCCCUGGUGGCAGCGCUGGCCGGGACCCCCCGGACCCCCCGGACCGCCGCGACCCCCGCGCACCACGAGACCCUCGGGAUCGAGGCCACCACGGUGUUCUGGCCGGCCCAGCCCCGGGGCAGCGCCCGGCCCGUCCUCUUCCAGCUGCACUUCUGGGACUGCGGGGACGGAGCCCUGAGGAAAUUCGAGCACCUGCUGCCCGCCUGUCGGGAGGAGCUGGACGCCGUCCUGGUGCUGUUCUCCUUCACCGACCGCGCGUCCUUCGAGGAGCUGCCGGCGCAGCUGAGCCGCCUCUCGGGGCAGGGGCUCGUCACCGUGGUCGUGGGCACCAAGUCCGACCUGUCCCCGCACGCGGCCGUGGCCGAGCGGGACGUGCGGGCUCUCGAGGCCGAGCGGGGGCUGCGGGUGCUGCGCGCGGGGGCGGCCCCGGGGGGGGCGCGGGCCGGGCUGGCCCGGGCGGCCCCGAUCCUCGAUUCCCUGGCGGAGCAGCUCUGGAAAAGGGACCAGGUCGCCGCGGGGGUGGCCCGGGGGGAGGAGGGGACCCCCCCCAGCUGAUCCCCCUGUCAGGGGGCGGCUCCGGGGGGAGGCGGGAGGAGAAAAGGUGCUUUUUGAGUAAAAUCUGUGUUUUCUAUGAAAAAUA